AUGUUCACGGUUUGCCUCUAUGUCAUUGAGAAGGACUCGAACAACGAUGUCUCGGAGCGCUUCGCCAAUGUCCUGGUCGGUUUGCCCCACGGAUUGAUCCAUUUGACUGGAGACUACCCGUGCACCGAGUAUCGAAGCGUGGCGAUGCCAUUUCACUUGGUGUUCUUGAUUUUGGGGAUGUGCUGCACUGGCACCUUCACCGGGAUUUUCGCUGGCGGCUUCGUGGAGUACUUGGGCGCCCAACGUGCCAUGGAACGCCACGAGGCCAAAGAGGAGCGCUUGCGCGUCAUGGCCAUGGCCGUUUGCGUGCUCCAGCGCCGCUUCCGUGCGCGGCGGAGGCGUUUGGAGGCUGCACAGCCGGAACCGCCGCAGCAGGUGAGCAUGGCCAAGGCUGCCCGACGUCGCCUGGCGGCCAGACUCUUGCGGCGGCAGACUUCGUUGGGCCGCGUGUUCAUGGCACUGGCACAAGCAGCAUUGGUCAUCAACAUUUGCAACACCAUGUUGGAAUCGAUCCCGGAGAUCGAAGCGAUGGGCGUCGAAGCGCGCUCCAGCCUGACGUUGGUGGAGAUUGUCACUGGCACCAUCUUCGUGAUCGAGUUUCUUCUCCACUUCAUCUCGAAGCCCACAGGUGUGUUCACCACGCCCAUGCGGUUCAUCGACUUCGUGUGCCUUUUUCCCACCUUCCUCCGGAUCUACUUCCAGACCAAGUCUCUAAAGGAUCAACUGGAUUCCCCAGGCAUGGAAGCCUUCAUCGAGUGUGUGGCUGCCUGCCGAGUGGUUCGCGUCCUGGACUGGCCCCAGAUCCGCCGCGAAGUGCUGGCGGUGAAGCAGACGCUGAAAGCCGCCCUGCCUUCCUUAGCGAUGCCCGCGGUGAUCUCGCUUCAGCUUUGGGUUCUCACUGCAGGCAUUUUUGUUUGGCUGGAGAACAUGUAUCACGAACACGACCAGCCCUCAGACCAGGAUCAGAUGCAGUCCAUACCAGAUGCACUCUACUGGUGCAGCAUCUACUUGCUUGGAGAAUGGGCAGCUUGGAGCGUUGCCUGCGACAUCUCUCCGGAGCGAGUUCCGGAGCGAGCGAUCGAAACAUCGCUUUCGAGCUCGCACGGAACGCGUGAAGGUGCUCUCUCGGGAGACCCCAAGGGGCUCGGUCUCCCAUGCGACAGGGUUGCCAGUGAACAUACAGACCUCGAUCCAUCAAAAGGACAGUUUCUUGUUUGCGCCAUCUACUCUGAAACCACUGCAGUUCUCAGAUCAUCACCUUGGGAGAAAAGAAACGAACACACUCAUAGCAUCGAAAAAACAGCUGUCUCAGCUGCCAUGCACGGCCCGCAGCUCAGAUUGCUCAGCUCGUUGCUCGCAUCGUUUUUGGCAUAG
Molecule: messenger RNA, 1374 nt
Organism: Durusdinium trenchii
Lineage: Eukaryota; Dinophyceae; Suessiales; Symbiodiniaceae
Source: the annotation of a GenBank genome assembly